AUGGACAUAGCAGAAAGACAUUUGUUGGCGGACGUCGACUUGGGCAAUCUUCUUUAUGAGGAUAAAGCUCCUUUUGAAUCAAAAAAUCUUUACCCGAACCCCGGUAUCGUCUUCCUCGAGAGAAACAAGUUGUCCCAUACCAGUUUUAAUUACUCUCUUUCACAGGUCCCAAAAGUUCGCGAAAUAACGCGUUGGGAAAGAUUUGCCCGUAUAAAAGGCAUAACUAAGCACAAGAAGGCCCGAAAAGUAUGGGACGAGUCCAGCCAAACUUGGAAGCCCAGGUGGGGCAAGGACAGAAUUGACAGUAAUAAAGAAAAGUGGUGUAUCGAAGUUCCGGACAAUGCUGAUCCAUACGAAGACCAGUUUGAAAAAGCUACGAAAGCGAGGAACGAGCGCAAGGCCAAAAACGAAUUUUCCAGGCUUAAGAACAUUGCCCGAUCUACUAAAAAAGGGCAGGCUCCUCCGGUGGGUGUCCAACCGGAAGCGGAUGCUUCCAAGAACCAUUUUAACCGUGCGCUUGAGAUUGCCAAACGCUCGGACGCCUCCAUGGGGCUGUUUUCCGCAGAAGUUAAUGAACAGAAAAUCGCCUCGAAAACAGAGUAA
Messenger RNA from Dibothriocephalus latus, 603 nucleotides. NCBI's taxonomy places the organism in Eukaryota, Metazoa, Platyhelminthes, Cestoda, Diphyllobothriidea, Diphyllobothriidae. The record is from the annotation of a GenBank genome assembly.